CCCGGGUGGUUUCCCCCCUAUAAGAAAGCUGGCUGAGUGAAUUGGGUGUAGCUGUGUCUGUGUGCGCCUUGGCCAAUGGAACCAGAUCCUCCCUGCAGUGCGUAAGAGCGCGAUUUAGGAUUUAACCAAGUCUUUGCUGCGGGGCUGGCUGCAGUCUUCACCAGAGACCGACGGCCUGAGAGCCUUUCAACAAUGCCAGUGUAGUUUUCACACCACUUUGGAGUAAGACUGCCUCGUUUUUUGCUAAUUAAAUAAAACAAACCCACGCGUUACUUGUCGAAGUAUGACUGGAGUAUUCGACCGGAGGAUCCCGAGUGUGAAACCUGCAGAUUUCCAGAGCUCCUUUCAACUCUCCACCAUGCACCAUCCGUCUCAGGAAUCUCCUACUUUACCCGAGUCCACCGCCACGGAUUCUGGCUACUACAGUCCCGCAGCUGGAGUCACUCACGGCUACUGCUCGCCCAGCUCCACCUCGUACGGGAAGCCGCUCAAUGCCUACCAGUACCAGUACCCGGGUGUAAAUGGAUCCGCUGGAAAUUACUCGACAAAAUCCUACACUGAUUACAGCUCGUACACGACUCCCGCUUACCACCAGUACGCUGGGACUUACAGCAGAGUGCAAGCCCAGCCGAGUCCACAAGAAAAAGAGAUAAGUGAGCCUGAGGUGAGGAUGGUGAACGGCAAGCCGAAGAAAGUGAGGAAACCCCGGACGAUCUACUCCAGCUUCCAGCUGGCCGCCCUGCAGAGGCGGUUUCAGAACACACAGUACCUGGCCCUGCCUGAGAGAGCCGAGCUGGCUGCCUCGCUCGGGCUCACACAAACACAGGUGAAAAUUUGGUUCCAGAACAGGAGAUCAAAAUUGAAGAAGAUCAUGAAAAAUGGUGAACUUCCACCGGAGCACAGCCCCAGCUCCAGCGACCCCAUGGCCUGCAACUCACCACAGUCCCCGGCCGUUUGGGACACACAGGGCCCCUCCAGGCCGCACAGCCUACAGCCACAAAACAUCAACACGACCGCUUCUAACUUUUUGGAAACCUCGGGGUCAUGGUACACCUCAGCCGGCAGCUCCAUGGCUUCCCACCUGCAGACCCCUAACUCAAUACAGCACUCUUUGGCUCUCGGAGCGGGGACGUUAUAUUGAAAAAACCCUGUUGUUCAUUUCAAAUCUUCUUUUUUUUUUUCUCCUCCUACUUCUAUGGGACUCGUGUUCAAAUUUCAGAGGAAUAUGCAAUGUAUUUGAUGACAGUCAUAGAAGAAACGUGUAAAAUGUGUAAAUGUGUGCAUGUAAUUUAUUGCAUUUUGGAAGACUAUUAAACGUUUAAAUGGACAAUGGAUCUUUGAAAACUUCCGGCCUCACUGCAGUCUCUUGUUAUUUUAACCCGCAGUUAUUUACACUGAAAAUCACGACAAAGACUCACACACAUAAAUAAUGUUUGUGAGCCUCAGGUGACAUUUCCACGUCAGGUUCUAAAUCACAGCUGCUCAGUAU
Messenger RNA from Larimichthys crocea (large yellow croaker), 1489 nucleotides. RefSeq names its product distal-less homeobox 5a (gene dlx5a). The record is from RefSeq and is a predicted model, not a curated record. The coding region runs from base 284 to 1141 and encodes 285 amino acids. Gene Ontology annotation, molecular function: RNA polymerase II cis-regulatory region sequence-specific DNA binding; DNA-binding transcription factor activity, RNA polymerase II-specific. Gene Ontology annotation, biological process: embryo development; cell differentiation; anatomical structure formation involved in morphogenesis. NCBI's taxonomy places the organism in Eukaryota, Metazoa, Chordata, Actinopteri, Sciaenidae. The transcript has 3 exons.